Molecule: messenger RNA, 1060 nt
Organism: Thamnophis sirtalis
Lineage: Eukaryota; Metazoa; Chordata; Lepidosauria; Squamata; Natricidae
Source: RefSeq, a predicted model, not a curated record
CACAACCUGCCUCCCCAUCCUCCCCGCCUCAAAUACAUUCACGAGUCAGAUGAACUGAUCCUGGAGGAUGAGCUGCAGCGGAUCAAACUUGAGGGAGAGAUACCGAUUGACAAGCUGGUGACAGGGACCAUCCUUGCCGUCUACGGUUCAGAGAAGGACGAUGGCAGAUUCCUUGUGGAAGAUCACUGCUUUGCAGAUAUGCCAACCCAGCUGCCUAUGAUGGGGCCCAACACAGACAAGUGAGGCCCCUAUAACCUUGUCCUAGGACGACCUCUGUUGAAGCAGUCCAGGGCUCUCAGAAUGCAGGCAAAAUAUCUCACCAAGAAGACUCAAGCAGCCAGUGUGGAAGCUGUAAAGAUGCUGGAUGAAAUUCUGCUGCAGCUCUGUAUGUCCAUCCCUGUAGAUGUAAUGCCAGGCGAGUUUGAUCCAACCAACUACACGUUGCCUCAGCAGCCCCUGCACCGCUGCAUGUUUCCUCUCUCGAAUGCCUACACCACCCUGCAGCUAGUCACCAACCCAUACCAGGCAAACAUUGAUGGAGUCAGAUUUCUGGGAACUUCAGGCCAAAACGUGAGUGAUAUUUUCAAGUACAGCAGCAUGUCUGAUUAUCUGGAAAUUCUGGAAUGGACCUUAAGGAUUGGGCAUCUCAGCCCCACAGCUCCAGACACUCUGGGCUGCUAUCCAUUUUACAAGACAGACCCCUUCAUCUUCAGCGACUGCCCUCAUAUCUAUUUCUGCGGCAGUGCGCCCUCCUUCAAAUCCAAGGAAGUCAAAGGGGAAGAUGGCCAGAAAGUCUUGUUGGUGACACUUCCUGAUUUCAGCUCAACAAAGACUGCUUGCUUGAUCAAUUUGUGUGAUCUCACUUGUCAGCCGGUUACCUUCUCGGCCUUUGGUGAUGAUGAUGAUGAAGAAGAAGAGACAGUGAUGGAGACUGCUGAGUGAGAGACAGGGGCUUAGUUCUCCUUCCUGGAACUUGGGACUCAUCCCUGUUUUUUUUACUGUUGAGUUUGACCUUUGAUUUGUUAGAUAGAAAUACAAUAAAAUAUUCCGGUUUCCCUCA